GCAGGUCAUACUGAUGUUCCGUGAAGUACCCAAUGCAACCACUGCACUGCUGGACAUGCUGCUGCAUUGCUGCUACUGCAACGACACGUUCACCUUGUCCGUCAUGAUGAUGAUCCACGGUCAGGUGUCCUCGGCGCCCACCAAUGAGCUGAAGCACAUCUUGAUUCUCCUCCUGGAGCUGUUGAUGAUGGAGGACCCCCUGCAGGGCAAGCGCCUCAAGUUAGCUGUGGAAGGCAACAACAACAAUGGCCUCUUGGAGAUCAUCCGUAAAUGUACGUCCACGGACAGCCGUCGGUCCUACCAGUGCAUCAAAUUCCUGGUCCAUCUGUCCAACAAAUGCUCCAUGGCCAAAGAGUAUCUGAUGACCAUCUCGGUCCGGUGGCAGUGGGCGGUCAACUGGCUCAAGAAAAAGAUGAGUGAGCACUACUGGACGCCUCAGAAUGUCUCCAACGAAUCCAGCACGGGACGGUCCUUCCAACGCACCAUGAGCGCCCAGGACACGCUGGCCGAAGCCACCGCGCUGCUGGAUGAGCUCAACACCCGUGACGACGACGGUGAACACAUCGAGAACGACGAAGAGGAGGAGGAGUACGUCGAGGGGGACUCCAACACCAAGAUGGAGGUCAACGGGUCGUCAGAGGGGUCAGAGGUCAACGGGAAUGAAGACAGCUCAGAGUCUUCCAAGACGUUGGUUCAGGACGACGUGGGCGACUUGGACGACAUUGAUACAUAACGGCGUUUUUUUUUUCUGUUUCAGAAUUUGUAGCCAAUAGAAGAUGGUUCCUUACUCCCGGGGUCAUAAGUCAGAGGUCAUCACAGGUCAGGUCGUAGGAAACCAAGGGCCAGGUUGCAUUUUUUUUUUUUGCUGACACAUCGUAUUUUAACCAAUCACAUCACGCACCCUAACAUGAAUAUUUA
Patiria miniata (bat star) is the source of this 918-nucleotide messenger RNA. Its product is annotated as ubiquitin carboxyl-terminal hydrolase 24-like. The coding region runs from base 14 to 733 and encodes 239 amino acids. The transcript has 4 exons. Lineage: Eukaryota; Metazoa; Echinodermata; Asteroidea; Valvatida; Asterinidae. The record is from RefSeq and is a predicted model, not a curated record.